UAACUUUGGUUUCUCUCUAUCUCUAUCUCUAUUAUAUAAACAGACACAACAGUCUUCCACUCACCAAACACACUUAGCUCCAUUACCAGAUCUGAAUCUCUAGGCUUUUUCUCGAAAUCCUUCAGAUCAUCAUCACCAUCCAUGGCUUCCUCUGAUUUCGAUGGAAUCCUCUUGGGAAUGGGCAACCCACUCCUCGACGUCUCUGCCGUCGUCGACCAAGAUUUUCUCAACAAAUACGACAUCACAUUGAACAAUGCGAUUCUCGCAGAGGACAAGCAUUUGCCCAUGUACGAUGAGAUGAGCCAGAAGUUCAAUGUUGAAUACAUUGCUGGAGGUGCUACCCAGAACUCAAUCAAAGUGGCCCAGUGGAUGCUUCAAACUCCUGGGGCAACCAGUUACAUGGGAUCCAUUGGAAAGGACAAAUACGGAGAGGCCAUGAAGAAGGAUGCUACUGCAGCUGGUGUCAAUGUCCACUAUUACGAAGAUGAGUCAACACCUACCGGAACUUGCGGUGUCUGUGUUCUUGGUGGAGAAAGGUCGCUCAUUGCAAAUCUUUCUGCUGCAAACUGCUACAAGGUUGAACACCUGAAGAAGCCUGAGAACUGGGCUCUGGUUGAGAAGGCCAAGUUCUACUACAUUGCUGGAUUCUUCCUCACGGUAUCACCAGAAUCCAUUCAGUUGGUACGUGAACAUGCCGCUGCUAACAACAAGGUUUUCACAAUGAACCUUUCUGCUCCAUUCAUCUGUGAAUUCUUCAAAGAUGUUCAAGAGAAGUGCCUGCCGUACAUGGACUAUAUUUUUGGCAAUGAGACCGAGGCAAGAACAUUCUCCAGGGUUCACGGCUGGGAGACAGAUGAUGUUGAGCAAAUAGCCAUCAAGAUGUCCCAGUUGCCCAAAGCCAGCGGAACAUACAAGAGGACUACUGUGAUUACACAAGGUGCAGAUCCCGUGGUUGUCGCCGAGGAUGGAAAGGUGAAGAAGUACCCAGUCAUCCCUCUCCCCAAGGAGAAGCUUGUUGACACCAACGGUGCAGGUGAUGCGUUUGUGGGAGGGUUUCUUUCGCAGCUGGUGCACGGAAAAGGGAUUGAAGAGUGUGUGAGGGCCGGAUGCUACGCCUCAAACGUAGUGAUCCAGAGGUCUGGCUGCACUUACCCUGAGAAGCCAGACUUCAACUAAAACUAAAAAAAGUUCUCCAAAUCAUCUUUUUAGUUUUAUAUCGGAAUGAGAUUUUGGUGAUUUAUAUACUACCCAAAUAAACAGUAUUGUUGUUUGCUUGUAUCACCUUUUGAGGAUUUGAGCUAUUGAGUGUGUUUUUGGCUUGAUUUUGUUAAUUACCCUCUUUUAUCAGUACUCUAUUAUUUAAUAAAUAUUAUUACCAGGCCUAA
Molecule: messenger RNA, 1385 nt
Organism: Camelina sativa (false flax)
Lineage: Eukaryota; Viridiplantae; Streptophyta; Magnoliopsida; Brassicales; Brassicaceae
Product: adenosine kinase 1
Biological process (GO): purine nucleobase metabolic process; purine ribonucleoside salvage
Cellular component (GO): nucleus; cytosol
Molecular function (GO): adenosine kinase activity
Source: RefSeq, a predicted model, not a curated record